CUAACACAUAUGAACUAUAUGUGGGCGCUAUGCAGUCUCAGCCUUUACAUUCAUUAGCGGAUUCUUAUACCGGCGAAGAUGACAGUGACGCAGUCUUUGACUCGCACGUAAGGUCCAACCACCAGGCACAGGAUGCUUUGUUUGGCCUUGCUCCUGCCCCAUCGGAGAGUGAUUUGGGCACAGCCGAACGCGUUGUUAUUAAUAGAAAGAUACUGUCCCCACCGACAUCUGUUGACUUAAGUGAGGACGUAGAGUCUGACGAAAUAGAAGUCCGGUAUCAGAAUACAGAUAGAGUUUCCCAGCGUACAACUUCAAGCUCUAGUUCGAGUUUGGACUUACAACCGAAAGCAUGCGCCACUACAAUAUCGACUGCUGGUGUACAAAACCAGUCGCCAACGGAAAUGUCGAGGGAGAAUAGACCAGGAAAUGGGGAUCAACUGAACGGUAUGUCAACACUGGCUAAUACACAUACCGCAAGCAUGGAUAGCAUGCACAAUGAAUUGACAGAUAACAAAGGCAAAAAAAUAUACCAGCAAGACUUCAGCACGGACAUGCAUGAAACUCGACCCACAAUAGCACUCGUGCCGCCAUCAAGAGACAUCUUUGGUGAAGAGUACACAAGUGUGGAGAGCGAGAGUGAAUCUGCUCCUAGUGAAUAUGUGGGGGAAGUCACUAGCUUGUCUGUGGGAACCUACACAGCAAUGGACAGUGCGAGAAGGAAACAGGGAAAGCCAAGAAGCCGACGGCACAACAACACACAGGCUGAAUACGAGGCACGUGCGGAUGAACUGGCACGUGAACAAGCACGAAUAAAGGGGAGAACAGACGAGAGAGAUGAUCGACGGCUGGACUUGAAUGAUAAGAUCCUGCCAGUGGAUAGUUUACCGAAGAUUUCGUUUCAACAGCUCGAGGAGGACAUACCAAUGGCCUCGGGUAAAAGUAGACACAAAUCGAAGAAGUCAGUUUCUCGACAGGGCAGUAAAAGCAGAACACCGACACCCAAGCAAUCACCUCAUUCCACAGUCUCACACGAACACCAGUUAAGAAGGCACGUACGCUCUCCCACAUCACCACAGGUGCAGCAAAGUCAUUCAUCACAUAGCAGGGACAAUACUUCACACUCAGACGUCAGCCGAUCGCCACACCAUCCGCGCACUAGAACAUCAAAACACAGCCCUCACAGACAAGCACGCAAGAGGCACAGUUCACAUACACACAGCAAAGCGAGUUCCAAAACUUCUUCAGGUUCUUGCAGCGAUGGUUCGAGGGCAAGCUCACACAACGAGGGAAACACUGCACCUGAAAGUAUACCAAUGGGCCGAUUUCCACCCCCACGGCCGAAAAAAGGACCGUCACGCCCACCAUCCAUGUCUUCGUCUAGACCCAAUGAUGCAAGAUUAGAUAGUACUUACCCCACGGAUGACAGGGCAGAUAGAGUUGGACUGGAACCAUACCACGCAGAGGUACUGCGGAGUAGGUCGCAAGGUCAUAGGCGCGCGAGUACAGAGGACGCAAGUGUUGCGCAACUGAAUCGAAGCAGAACAAUAAGGGGCGAUGAGGACAGGCAGGAAAUACAGGCAAUCAAAGCCGGGCAGAUCAAAGCGAAUGUACUUUGGGCGGAAGAUACAGAGCCAUACGAAGGUGUGUUGGCCAGUUGUUAA
Messenger RNA from Sphaeroforma arctica JP610, 1661 nucleotides. RefSeq lists its product as hypothetical. The record is from RefSeq and is a predicted model, not a curated record. Lineage: Eukaryota; Ichthyosporea; Ichthyophonida. The transcript has a single exon. Bases 30 to 1661 code for a protein of 543 amino acids.